Ustilago hordei is the source of this 1650-nucleotide messenger RNA. RefSeq lists its product as uncharacterized. Gene Ontology annotation, biological process: regulation of transcription by RNA polymerase II. Gene Ontology annotation, cellular component: nucleus. Gene Ontology annotation, molecular function: sequence-specific DNA binding; DNA-binding transcription factor activity, RNA polymerase II-specific. The transcript is spliced from 2 exons. NCBI's taxonomy places the organism in Eukaryota, Fungi, Basidiomycota, Ustilaginomycetes, Ustilaginales, Ustilaginaceae. The record is from RefSeq and is a predicted model, not a curated record. Bases 1 to 1650 code for a protein of 549 amino acids.
AUGGCAGUCGCACAGCGCCACGACGGAGUCGGCCAGUACGGCUUCAGUCAGCAGUACUCUAGGAUGGCCCCGCCAUCCUCGUACCUGAACUUCGGUUACGAUCGUCGAUCGCAAGCAGACGAACACGCCGAGCCCAUGUGGCCUGUACCUCGUAUGCAGCAGCAGCUUCAGCAAGGCUCUGCCGCUGACAGGUCAAGGCAUCUAGCGGGCUACUCCAACAGCUUCUCACAACCAGAUCUGGCUCGCCAUCAAGAACACCCAAGCAACUACACUUACGACAACUCAUCAUCAGCGGCUUUGCGUAAUCCAGUGGUCUACAGCCAGCCGGCACAAGUGCCCUGGGGUAUGGCCGGCCAGUCCAGCACCGACUAUGCCGAGUAUCCUACGGCAUCCUUCAUGGCUCCUAUGGCUCAGCGGCCCCAACCUUCUCUUCACAGCCAAGCUCCUUACCUUGGCGGCAACAGCGGUGCAUAUGGCGACUCGUCUCUACACGCCGGUAACGAUGCCUUCCCUAAGAUGAUGAACGGCUCGGCGCCCGCUCUCGGCGCUCCAUACGAUCACACUGCCGAGACGCUUUGGCCGUUGGGUCCUAACUCCCUCGACGCUUUCGCUGGCAUCCCAGCACCAUCGGGUCAAGUGACGCGUAUCACGCUGACUUCGGCGGCAGACAGGGGCAAACUCAAAGCUAGGUCGUCGGUUCCUCCACCCAAGCAAUUCAAAUGUUCGGCGUGCGAUGCUAUCUUCAGUCGCAACCAUGAUCUCAAGCGUCACGCUCGCAUUCACUUGGCUGUCAAGCCUUUCCCAUGUGGCUACUGUGACAAGGCUUUCAGUCGCAAGGACGCUCUGAAACGUCACGUCUUGGUCAAAGGAUGCGGUAUUGGCAACAAGAAGCAGAAUGACAGCCGAAAACGCGCAGCGACGUUGUCCAAGCUCGAACACAGCGAAGGUGGCAGCACUGCCCGUGCUCCUUACGACGGUGGCUCAUCCGACGCAAGGGUCCGCGACUUUAGCGGCUUCCGAGAUGACCUGCACUAUCAAGGUCAGCAGCAGCAGCAUCAAGGUCUGCAGGGUGACGCCUGCAAUUCUCGUGGUCUUCCCGACAGGAUAAAUGCGUCCUGGCCAACGGCGUUCCCGGACCCUAACAAUGCAUCUUCGAACGUCAAGACAGAGUAUGGUUCCUCCCACGGUACGCAGUUGCCGCAAGGUGGGUCGCUCCAGUCAUAUUGUGCUCCUCAGCAGCAGCAGCCUUCAUACCCUACCUUUGGCAUGGGCGAGGAUGCCUUCCAGCAGUCUCAGCAGCAGCGACAGCAGCUUCCUGGCGGCCUUGUGAAUGCAUUCACAUCACCGGGAGGCACCUCUGCCUCGUCUCCAGCCGACUUGAAACCCAUCAUGAGCGGCAACGCCGGCAUGAGCGCGCCUGGAAUGCCCAACGAGUCUGGUAACGGCUUUGGUGGCUACGAGGCCCAGAACAAGGAUCGCUUCGGUCCCGCAAACUACCCAACAGCACCUAAGAUCUCGCCCUCGCUCAACGCUGGACCCGAUCAAGACAUGAACCACCCGCAUGCCAUUUCGAACUUGAAGAGGCAGCAACAACAGCAGCACCAGCAACAGCCUUUUGGCUCGUACUUUGGCAACAAUGCCGCCAACUAA